Molecule: messenger RNA, 7020 nt
Organism: Trematomus bernacchii (emerald rockcod)
Lineage: Eukaryota; Metazoa; Chordata; Actinopteri; Perciformes; Nototheniidae
Gene: itgav
Product: integrin, alpha V
Biological process (GO): integrin-mediated signaling pathway; cell-matrix adhesion; cell adhesion mediated by integrin
Cellular component (GO): integrin complex; external side of plasma membrane
Molecular function (GO): integrin binding
Source: RefSeq, a predicted model, not a curated record
UCAGCUGGUUGAAACACUUCCACUAAAACACUUCCACACACUGCGGCCUCUCCUCGGUUCCUCCCCGUGUUUAGGCUCCUGUUUUCGGCUUCAUCAGAGCCCCUCGCCCCGCGGCCUGGUUCCUCCUGACCGUUCCUCUCUCGGUUGUUUCUCCCCCAGCAGCAGCACCAUGUCCUCGGCAGCUGGACGGCCGGGUCUCCCGGUUCUCCUGGUUCUCCCGGUUCUCCUCACUCUACUCUGCGGGAUCCUGCCUCUCGGAUCCGGAUUCAACCUGGAGACCGAGAGACCCUCCGUGUUCUCCGGACCCGAAAGGAGCUACUUCGGCUUCUCCGUGGACUUCUUCCUCAACAGCCCCAAGUCAGACAUCCUGGUCGGGGCUCCCCGGGCCAACGCCUCCUCUCCCUCCAGCAGUGCAGUGGUGGAGGGGGGGGCGGUGUACACCUGUCCCUGGAACCACGCCUCCUGCCAGCAGCUGCAGUUUGACAACACAGAUGACAGGGAGAAUACAGAUGGAGUUCAGAUGGAGUUUAAAUCUAAACAGUGGUUCGGAGCGUCGGUACGAUCUGACGGAGAACACAUCCUGGCAUGUGCUCCUCUCUAUCAGUGGUCCACGUUCGGGGGAGCCGAGCGGGAGCCGGUGGGAACGUGUUUCCUGAAGAAGGGAGCGACGGUGGUGGAAUACUCGCCCUGCAGAUCCAAUGCUAUCUCUCCUGAAGGUCAGGGCUUCUGUCAGGCCGGCUUCAGCGUCGACUUCCUGAAGAAAAACAACAGAGUCGUGGUGGGAGGACCGGGCAGCUUCUACUGGCAGGGUCAGCUGAUUUCAGACGACGUCUCUGAGAUUUUCACUCGCUUCAGUAAAACUGAAUUCGUCACUCCGUACGGAAACACUCUGGCCACCAAGUCAGCCAGCGCCCAGUACGACGACAGUUACCUAGGAUACUCCGUGACUGUGGGAGACUUCAACGAUGAUGGAAAAGAAGAUUACGUGACCGGAGUUCCACGAGGAGACAAGGCGCUGGGUUAUGUGAACAUCUUUAACGGCAUCAACAUGGACUCUAUGGUGAACUUCACAGGAACUCAGAUGGCGGCUUACUUUGGACAUUCGGUGGCAGCGACUGAUGUGAAUAAUGACGGUCUGGUGGAUCUGUUUGUUGGAGCUCCUCUCUUCAUGGACAGAGGCUCCGAUGGAAAACUGAGGGAGGUGGGACAGGUGUCGGUGUAUAUGGGCCGUGGAGGAUUCUCCUUCCACCCCCCCCAGCUGCUCACUGGGUCAGAGGUUUACGCCCGAUACGGAUCUGCCAUCGCCGAUCUGGGAGACCUGGACAUGGACGGAUACAACGAUAUCGCUGUCUCGGCUCCCUAUGGAGGCCCCGAUCAUCACGGCCUGGUCUACAUCCACAAUGGCCGCCCCAAGGGGCCCGACUCCUCCCCUUCUCAGGUCCUGCAGGGGAAGUGGGCGUCCAGCUACAUGCCCGCCAGCUUCGGGUACUCCAUGACCGGAAACACAGACAUAGAUCAGAACGGAUAUCCAGAUUUAUUGGUGGGAGUGUUCGGAGCAGACAAAGCUGUUUUAUACAGGGCUCGUCCAGUGAUCAGUGUGAACGCCACGUUAGACAUGACGCCACAGAUCAUCAACCCAGAGGACAAAUCCUGCACCCUGCCUGGAACCAGCACUCAAGUGUCCUGUUUCACGGUGAAGUACUGCGUGAAGGCCAGCGGCCGUGGAGCUCCAGCUACUCUCAAUUUCCGGGUGGACCUCCUUCUGGACCGCCUGAAGCAGAAGGAGGCGACGAAGCGAGUCCUCUUCCUGCACAGCCAGGCCUUCCACUUCUCCAAGAACGUGACGGUGUCCAACGGGAAGGGCCCGGCCUGCGAGGAGCAGCCGGUGUUCCUCAGGGACGACCGUGACUUCCGGGAUAAAAUCACGCCGAUCUCCGUGGCGAUGGAGUUCAGUCUGGAUUACCAGCGGGCGGCCGACGCCACCGGCCUGCUGCCCAUCCUCGACAUAUCGGCGCCCACCAACGUCACCAAGCAGGCUCACAUCCUGUUGGACUGUGGAGACGACAACAUCUGUAAACCUGACCUGAGGCUGUCCGUGAAGAGCGACCGGGAUCAGAUCUACAUCGGAGACGAUAACGCUCUGACUCUGGAGAUCAGCGCUGAGAAUCAGGGGGAGGGGGCGUACGAGGCCGAGCUGCACGUCUACCCCCCCCCGCAGGCCGACUUCACCGGGGUGGUCCGCAGCCAGACCCUGAGCCGGCUGUCCUGCGCCUACAAGAAGGAGAACCAGACCAAGAUGGUGGUGUGUGACCUUGGAAACCCCAUGAAGGGAGGAACCAAGGUGCUGGCAGAGCUGCGUUUCAGUGUCCACCAGCUGUCGGAGGAGGACACCUACGUGAAGUUUGACGUGCAGAUGGUCAGCUCCAAUCAGUUUGACAACACGAGUCCUCGAGUCUCCAGCAUCACCCAACUGGCUGUCCUCGCUAAAGUGUCCAUCAGAGGGACUUCCUCUCCUGGUCAGGUUUUGCUCCCGAUCGCUAACUGGAAACUUCGAGAGCCUCCGGUGGUCGGAGACGACAUCGGGCCGCAGAUAGUACACGUCUACGAGCUGCUGAACAGCGGGCCCAGCACCAUCAGUAAGGCCUCUCUGAUCGUGGACUGGCCUCAUCAGUACAGGAACGGGUCGCUGCUCUACAUCACAUCCUUCGACACCGACGGACCAAUCAACUGCACCACAGACAUCGAGAUCAACCCAUUCAACGUCUCCAACCCGCUGUCCUCGGGAGGGAGGAACACCAGCAGCGGGGGGGGGUGCCCUCCCAGAGAGACGGAGGGGAGGAAUACAAACCACGUGAAGAAGAGAGAGCUGGAGACGAGAGACUCGCAGAACGACGUGCAGAACCUGGACUGCAGCACAGCUCAGUGUUUGCGUCUGAAGUGUCAGGUGGGUCGUUUGGAGAGGAGGAAGCACGCCAUCCUCUUCAUCUACUCCAGACUCGCUGUCAACAACUUCCUGCGGACUGAGAAUCAGAAUCGAUCGUACGCAGUUCGAUCCACGGCGACCUUCAACGUCAUCCAGAUGCCGUACAAGAACCUGGUGUCAGAGCUGCCGUCCAACAGCACCACCGUGAGUGUGUCGGUGAUGUGGGUGACGGAGCCCCCCACCGCGGUGCCCGGCUGGGUGGUGGCGCUGGCGGUUCUGGCGGGUCUUCUGCUGCUGGCGCUGCUCAUCUUCAUCAUGUACAAGCUGGGUUUCUUUAAGCGAGUGCGCCCCCCCCAGGAGGAUUGCACUGAGAAGGAGCAGCUGCAGCCGGAGGAGAACGGCAACACGGACGCCUAGAGGUCAAAGGUCGUCCUUUCAGGUUUCACUGUAUUCACUGUCCAGGGGCAGAAAAACGGUACUGGAGUUUUUUUAAAUUAGUAAUCAUGUUGUGUUUGUGCCAAAAGACAAAUGGAACUAAAGCUAGCUGCCUGUUAGCCUAGCUUAGCAUACAGACUGGAAACAGCUAGCCUGGCACUGUGCAGCUGACCUUAAUAUCUUGAUAAUAAACAUGAUGUUAAUCUGAAAUCUGUUGAAGCAGGAAUUGUUCUUUUACAGAGGGUUGUGUAUUUACCGUUGUUUUAUUUGGGUUUUUGCAAGCAUUAAACAAUUAAUGUAUGAGUUUAAGAAGUGCUGGAUCAGUCAGAGGCUAGCUGUUUCCCAUUGUUUACAGUUGUUAUGCUAAGCUAACUAGCAGUUGGAAAGAGUAGUUUCCAAACUGUCCACCUUCUCCCUUUGACUGAAGUCUCUGAACGCAUCAUGGGUCAAAAAGUUGUUGUUUUCCAACGUAUUCUGCAGAGUGUGUGGCUUGAUAUUUAUUUUGCACAUUUUCUGACCCCGGAAAGAUGAAACUGUUGGCGCUCGUUGCCCAGAAAGUCCAGAACUGCUGAUAGGCCAUUUGUUUUUUAACCCCGAUCAACAACACUGUUUUGUGAAAUGAUUGGAGCCUGUAGUGAAGCUAGUUUCUAAAGGACGUUAGCCGUGAAGCUAUCUCUGUUAGCUUCCUUAAAGAGCUAAACUCUUCCAUGGAAAAUAUUGAAAGCAAUAAAAAAACAGUGAUUUAAUAAAAGCUCUAAAAUAAAAGCUCUAGAAUGAAUUAAGAGGAUACGUUUUGUUUAUAAGUCAAUAAUCACCAAUAAAUCGUCGCUGUUCCAAUGCAAUAUUUUUGUACGUUUAUGGAAACAACGUUAUUUAAAAUGAGGAUAAUGUUAUUAAAAAUACAAAUGAGUGUUGACCAACCCGAGGACUGUGGUCAUGGCCUUUAUUCUCAUAAGAUAAUGAGAACAUUAGUGAAGUUUAAAAUAUAUUUUGAGACAGCAAUAUGAUGAUGCGUUAGCAAUAAAUAAAAUGGAUAGCGCCGGAUUAGCGCUCUAUUUUUGGAUAAAGAUGGUUCAGUUUGCUAUGGUGUGAUAUGGAUAAGGAGUGUUACAUUAAUAUAUUUCCCCUGAUAUAUUACUUUACUUUGUGUGUUUUUUUUUUGGGGGGGGGGGUGUGAUUGGUGUCAAUACUGCUUUGGGGAUGCUGGUUUUGUGUCUUUUCAGUAUUUUAUUUUAUGUAUUUUUUCUAAAAAAAACUUGCUGAUGAUUACUAAAUUGAGUCCAGCUCAUUUCAAUAUGUUUUAUUUUGUAUUUUUUAUGUUUGGGUGGAAAAUCAAUGCAAGUGAUGAGUUUGUAAAUUGUAAAAUUGACUGUUGGAUAAGACCCGCCCCCCUGAAUGGUGACGUCCAAUCACAGCCAGGCACGACAGGUCCGUCAGAGUCACAUUCCUUAAAGUGGAGCAUUUUUCAACUUCCAUAUAUUCUUAGUUUUCCAGGUUACGGGUAAACAGCUCAUUACUAAACUGCUCAAUCGUUAGCAUGUCCAGCUAGCUGUCUUUAGAAACCAAGCCUUACUUUCAAUGAAAAGAGUUAGCAUGUCAUGAGCUAACGGCAUUAGCUUUGGCUCAUUCAUUCAUUGAAGUUGGGAUGCUAUCAACUUUUAUGUUAAUAUUAGCGGCUUUGUCCUGCUCUAGCAGACUCCAGGUAACAUUAGCUAGCUAGAGUCUGCAUUAACAGGAGCUUUUGUUUAGCUUAGCAUGUAGCCAUGACAAGUAUAUUUAAAAACCUGUUAAAGGCUACACAUUUAGACAAGAGGCUACGUCUCUAACCUGACGGACAAGUAGCAUACCCAGCUUAUCGUAUUUGACUCUAAAUGGGACCAUAAUGAAAAUCAUGCUGUGUUGAACCAGACUUAAAUCUAGCUAUUGAGACCCUGAACUCGUCAGGAAAAUUAGGUAAAUAAAGAAAAUGUUCUCAUAGACUUCAAUUCAAUCAGAAAAGUCCUCCCCUGCUGGACAUUAAAGAUAGUGCAGGUGAACAAGAACGUUUACUAGCGCAGCAACAUCAACUAAGGGGGUGGGGCUUAACACACCUGUCAGUCAGCUGUAACUUUCCUGCACUGAGGCUCCUUUGUUCUUUACACCUGUUACCUGUUGCUGUUUUUGUAAUAGUGUUAUUUGUCCUCAGAUUUAAGAGUUGUAUCUGGCAGCUUUUUCUGAUAGUGAAAAUGCGAAAAAGCAGGUUGCCAUUUUAUUAUGUCUGUGUGCGAAUGUAUGAAAAACAAAACAAUUGGCUAUGAAUUUACCCAUAUUGGGUUAGCUUCAUGAAUUAACAAUCACAGUGAAAUCACUCCACAGGAACACUUAAAUCGCAGUGUGUGUUUUUUAGUUGUUAAUUGUUAUUCACUGCUUUCGUGUUUUUUGUUCCAAUAAAUUUCGUCCUGAAACUUAAUUUCCCCCGCAGAUGUUUAACAUGCACUAAUGUCUACUUGCUUACACAUAUGUAUCAAUUCCUCUAAGUGUUUGCAUCGAGAUGGAGGUCAAUCGAACAGAGAUUUAUUUGAAACGCAAACUUUUCAAGACUUUUAUUUCCAUCAUGUCCAUCAAGGUUCAACAGGACUGAAGUCGCUUCAACUCAGUCGCUUCAAAAUAUUCUCAAAAAAUGUAAUUUAGUAAAAUGUCUGUCGUCACCUAGCGUGUUUUCAGGAGUGAGAAUAGACGCGUGGCUAAAGGCCCGUACACACCGAGGAGAGACGAUUAAACAACAUGUGAAACACUCGCCUGGUUAUAUUUCAAAUUAAAUAUUCCAGGAGAGCAGCGUAAAUUAGAUGAAACACUGACUGACAUGAUGUCAAUGGUUUUCUGAAUGUGUUACCCCACUGGUGGAUUUAAAAACAGAGGUAUUAAUAACUUCGAUUAAUAUGCAAUUUAUAUUUCAAGGGCCUUAACGGUACGUCCACACGGCAGCAUCACGUGCUUCAACGGAGACGCUUCCCAUUCACUUGGGGUGGCGUCACGCUUUGCCGAACUGCAUUGUGGUUCCGUCGCUUCGCUUUUUGCCUCCGUUGCUCGCUUCGAAAGUUGAGAAAAGUUCAACUUUUCAAGCGUCGACGGAAGCGCCAGCCAAUCAAAUGAUAUGCCAGUACAAGCUCUACCCAAUCCAACCGCAUGCUUGUGUGUCCGGGGCGGGACAUUAAUGUGAUUGGUUGUUGGUCGCACGCCAGACACGCCCACCGGCAAGCUUCAACGCGACGCUGCCGUGUGGACGCACCGUCACUGUUAAAGGUAGUGCAGGUGGUAUAAGCUGCCUUUAAUAACGAUUAAUAACGUUUGACAUCUCGUUGGAAAAUCUAUCUUGAUACGGGAAAGAAAUGUGGUUCUAUGCCGUGUCAUUUUCAUAUCCUGUUAGAAAUUAUUCAUAACCUGUGUCAUUAAAAAAAAAAGGCCCUUAUAGAAAAGAGUUCAAAGUCUAAAUAAGAUGGAAAAUCAGUUAACAAUAAAAAAUCUUGGUUUGUUUUACCUUUGUUUUGUAUUUAAUUCUUUCUUUCUGCCCGGAGAAUAUAAGGAGUAUUUUUGAUGUAUGUAUUCUUUCACCUAAAAAAUAACUUUUUCAUAAGAUGAUGAUUUCACCUGUAAACUGAAAUAAACUGAUUUGUUCACAUUUA